UAUAAACCAUUCCACAAGAUCUUGCUCACACACACUCCUCUGUUGUGGCCACAACAAGCCUGCUUAACCCAAGAUGAAGUACUUGGCGUUUGUGCUCCUGGCGGCUGCCGUUUGCGCUUCCGAAGUCGAGAAGCGAGAGGCGGAGCCCAGCGUGAUUCCUCACUCCGGCUACAGAACUCCACUCUAUCCUCGAUACUCCUAUGGACCAUCCUUCCCGACUCACUACCAUAAGAGAUCCGCAGACGCUGAGCCUUCCACUCUUUAUGGCGUCAGGGCCGUCAUCCGCACUCCUGUGUAUGGCGUGUAUGGACACAGCGUUCACACACUCCACAAAAGGGCUGCUGACGCUGAAGCUUCUCGACUUUACUCCCACGGAAGCUAUUCUCCCUUCCCCGUAGCCUACGGAGGAUACCAUGGUCACCGGUUCCACAAGAGGUCUGCUGAGCCAGAAGCCGAGGCUGAGGCUUCUCAGGGGGCUUACUCUCUUCUAUACCUUCCAUACGCUCCACUUCCAGCUUACGGCCGACACAUCUACAAGAGGUCUGCUGAGCCUGAGGCAGAGCCAUCCCACCUAAAGAUGGCCUGCUCAGCGGGAGGCCAGUCCGGAAACCCUUUCCAUCGCGUUCUUAUUUCCCUUUGUGAUUCCACCUCCGUAGCAAGGCAGUUAGGACAGGUGGAGAAGCACACUGCAUUCGAACACGGGACCUAUUACAAAAAGGCUCAAAGACGAGCCUCUAAGGCACAGGACAAUGUCCAGGGAGACCUCUAG
This is a messenger RNA of Penaeus vannamei (Pacific white shrimp), 769 nucleotides long. NCBI's taxonomy places the organism in Eukaryota, Metazoa, Arthropoda, Malacostraca, Decapoda, Penaeidae. The record is from RefSeq and is a predicted model, not a curated record.